AUGAGUGCCAGCUUGACCAUUUGCGAGUGGAAGAAAGUCUUCUAUGAGAAGAUGGAGGUGGCAAAGCCAGCAGACAGCUGGGAACUCAUCAUAGACCCCAGCCUCAAGCCCGGUGAGCUGGCCCCUGGCUGGAAGCAGUAUCUGGAACAGCACGCCUCAGGCAGGUUCCACUGCUCCUGGUGCUGGCACACCUGGCAGUCGCCCCACGUGGUCAUCCUCUUCCACAUGCACCUGGACCGCGCCCAGCGGGCGGGCUCGGUGCGCAUGCGCGUCUUCAAGCAGCUGUGCUACGAGUGUGGCACGGCGCGGCUGGACGAGUCGAGCAUGCUGGAGGAGAACAUCGAGGGCCUGGUGGACAACCUCAUCACCAGCCUGCGCGAGCAGUGCUACGGGGAGGAUGGCGGCCAGUACCGCAUCCACGUGGCCGGCCGCCCAGAGGGCGGACAGCAUCGCAGCGAGUUCUGCGAGGCCUGUCAGGAGGGCAUCGUGCACUGGAAGCCCAGCGAGAAGCUGCUGGAGGAGGAGGCCACCACCUACUCGUUCCCGGAUGCCUCCAAGCCGGGGGCCCCAGGGAGCUUGGGCUACAACUUCUCCCUUCGCUGGUGCCUUUUCUGGGGCUCCCUCUUCCUGCUCAUGGUCUACCUGCAGUUCUCCUUCCGCAGCUCUGCCUUUCUUUAA
This is a messenger RNA of Lepus europaeus (European hare), 678 nucleotides long. It is a transcript of the gene RTP2, whose product is annotated as receptor transporter protein 2. The record is from RefSeq and is a predicted model, not a curated record. NCBI's taxonomy places the organism in Eukaryota, Metazoa, Chordata, Mammalia, Lagomorpha, Leporidae. Bases 1 to 678 code for a protein of 225 amino acids. Gene Ontology annotation, molecular function: olfactory receptor binding. The transcript has 2 exons. Gene Ontology annotation, biological process: protein insertion into membrane; protein targeting to membrane; detection of chemical stimulus involved in sensory perception of bitter taste. Gene Ontology annotation, cellular component: cell surface.